Ochotona curzoniae (black-lipped pika) is the source of this 4710-nucleotide messenger RNA. It is a transcript of the gene AZI2, whose product is annotated as 5-azacytidine induced 2. The record is from RefSeq and is a predicted model, not a curated record. Gene Ontology annotation, cellular component: cytoplasm. Gene Ontology annotation, biological process: canonical NF-kappaB signal transduction. Lineage: Eukaryota; Metazoa; Chordata; Mammalia; Lagomorpha; Ochotonidae. The coding region runs from base 574 to 1773 and encodes 399 amino acids. The transcript is spliced from 8 exons.
CCCACCCCCGAGGACGCCCGAGCAUCCCUUGUCCCUUGUAACCCCCUUUGCCCGGCCCCUCCUGGCCCUCCUCCUCCUCCUGCUCACCUCUGGGCCUGUUUUCUCUCUGUACUCUUACUCCUGUGUUUGGGUUCCUCGAGGUGUUUAUUGUUACUGUGUGGGUCACUGGGGUGCCGUUUUAAAAGGCAAGAGAAGAAGGAACUGUAUCCAGGACGGGGACAUCGGGGGGCGGCUGGGGGGUCGGUGAUCCCGAGACCCUCCUAGACUAUAGACAUGCCCAUCCCCUUUUCCCAUGCCCCUGGAGCCGGAUUUUCGGUUACUUUUAUGGAGUGAGUACUUUGGAGAUAGGCUGAGACCCUCGGCCCUACACACAAGCAAGUCCGCUGUCCUUGGGUGUGCAAGCUGCCUGGUGCUGAAGUUCACACAGACGUGUGCUUGACCCUGGCCUCCUGCAGUGUAGACGUCUCCACUGGGCACGGUCUGAAGGCGCCAUUGGAAUUUCAGCUCCAUAAAAUUCCAGCCGUGUGGAUUGGCCAGCCAAUCUGGAAGUAGGAAUGGGUGGCACGUGGCACGAUGGUUUACGAAAUAGCUGCCAUGGAUGCACUUGUAGAAGAUGAUAUCUGCAUACUGAAUCAUGAAAAAGCCCAGAGAAGAGACCCCAUGACUCCAGGCUCGAUAUAUUCCGGAGAUGAAUCUGUUGCUUCCCAUUUCGCCCUUGUCACUGCAUAUGAAGAUAUUAAAAAACGACUCAAAGAUUCGGAGAAGGAGAACUCUUUGUUGAAGAAAAGAAUAAGGUUUUUGGAAGAAAAGCUUCUAGGAGCUCGAUGUGAUGAAGAGACAAGUUGCGUGGGACGAGAACAAGUGAAUAAGGCCUAUCAUGCCUAUCGAGAGGUCUGCAUUGACAGAGAUAAUUUGAAGAACCAAUUGGAUAAAAUGAAUAAAGACAAUUCUGAAUCUCUGAAAGUAUUGAAUGAACAACUGCAGUCUAAAGAAGUAGAACUCCUCCAGCUAAGAACGGAAGUGGAAACUCAGCAGGUGAUGAGGAAUUUAAAUCCUCCAUCAAACUGGGAGGUGGAGAAGAUGAACUGUGACCUGAAAAUCCACGGUUUGGAAAAAGAACUGGAGCUGAUGAGGAAAGAAUGCACUGAUCUCAGAACUGAACUACAGAAGGCUAAGCAGACGGCUCCGUCGGAGGAGGACAGCCUGAAGAGCAGCACUGUGCAGAGAGCCAGCGUGUCAAGUGACAAUAUGCAGCACGCAUACUGGGAACUGAAGAGAGAAAUGACGAAUCUGUACCUGGUGACUCAGGUACAAGCUGAGCUGCUGAGGAAGCUGAAAGCCCCCGCUGCAGCCAGGAAAGCCUAUGGCCCAACAGCCUGCACUGAAGACUUUGGGAAGGACAGCACAAAACUCCACUUGACAAAUUUUACUGCAUCAUACAAAAGACACGCCCCUCUCUCACCAACUAGCAGAGCUGUCUGUCAAAGUACAUCUCCCCCUUUUCCAGGAGAUACAAAGAUUUUAUCAGAGAAAGCACUUCUGCAAUCAUGGACAGAUAAUGACAGAUCCAUUCCUAAUGAUGGUACAAACUUUCAGGAACCCAACUCUUACAGCAGAAGUUCUCUAGAAGAUAAUUCUUGGGUGUUUCCAAGCCCUCCGAAAUCAAGUGAGACAGCAUUUGGGGAGAGUAAAAGUAAAACUUCGCCUUUGCCCAAUCUGCCAUCACUGCAUUACUUGGAUCAACAUAAUCAAAACUGCCUCUAUAAGAAUUAAUUCUGAAGAGAUUGUUGAUUUAUCAUGAGGAUGCUGUAUCUCUUGGUAGCUCUCCCCAGAAGUUAUUUCACAGAGUGGAUUGUGACCGUCUUCAGUGUAUAUACAUUUGAACACAUCCUAUUUGAUAUUAUGCACUUGAUUUACCAAUGUGAAAGAAGAGCCUUCCAGCUUCAUAGUCAGAAUCAGAUGUAUGCCACACUCCCAACUGAAGGUGUGUUGCAGAAAGACAAGUCUGGCUUUCAUAACAACUGUAAAAUUUUGCUUCUCAAAAAUAUGGUUUAGCAAAGUGUAUAAAAUAUUCAAAUAUCCAUUUGUGAAAGUCAAAAAGCACUAAUACAAGAGAAAAAACAAACUUGUAUGUUUCAGGCUGCAUAAAAAGCUCAUAUGGCAGUGUGAGUAAGUUUCUGUUGACUUUUUAACGCAUAGAUUUGGGAAAUUAUUACAGUGGAAUAAAAGUAUACGCUGCUGCAUCAAUAAUGCUGUUAUGUUUCAAAGUGUAAGAUAUGAUAGGUGUAGUCAGUGUUAUUUGUUGAUACAAUGUUAUUUGUUGAUACAAUUGUAAUUUUAGAAUUACAAUUUGAAUUUUAAGACUUGAGGUAACUUGCUCAGAGGCCAAUUCUGUCUCAGUGCGCUCCUCCAGCCCUAACUAGGGGGAAGAGAGCAAUGAUGAAGUGUAAGAACUGUGUGAUAUACGAAUAAACUAUGACAAUAUAUAUUAUUCAAUUAGAAUUAGAAAGACCAUCACACAGAUCCGUCUGUCGUUUCAGUGUCUGUAAUGAAAAUGGGUGUGUCAUGUUUUUCAAAGGGAAUACAGCUCCUGAUUACUUGGAACAGCUUACAAAUUUUAUACUUUGGCUCGAUGUAUAAUCUACUUAUCGAUAAAGUGAUUUUUAACUAGUUGAAUUAGGAAUUUUUGUUCUAGCACCAAAUUUUAUAAUGUAUUGAUAAUAGUCCAGUAGUGAAAUGUCCCCCACCUCUUACAUUCUGUGUGGCAAAUCAAAUUCCUUGUAAAAAAGGAAAUUUAAAAAUGUGGCUUCACUUGGAAAUUUAUCUAAAUUCAAAUAACGUUAUUAAGAAUGAGUAAUACACUACUUACAUCUUUUUCCUGGAAUAAAGUAUUUCAUGUUGUGAGACUUUACCCUUUCUGAUAGUUUCUUGUAUUUUGAACUCUGAUAUCUAAGAUGUCUUGUAUCACUGUAGCAUACAUACAGUGUUCACCAUUCACUAGAGAUUUCUGCCUUUGUAUUAUCUUACUUAUUCAAGCUUCUGUGAUUAAUGGAAUUGGUUUCAGAUGCUGGAAUUUAUUCUGACCAAUGAACAUAGCAGACUCAAGGGAAUAGAGCCUCCUGCCAAGUGACAGCAUAGAACCCAAUACGCAUGAAACAAAUGUUAGAGUCCAGGCUUUAGCUAAAGAGACCAACUACCUGUGUAAUGACAGAGCAGCAGGAGCUGUUCCUCAUGUGGCCGCAUGGGCAUGCAUGAUACAGCUCACUGGUGUGCCUUUAUUAAAACCAAGACUAGGAAUUUUUCCUUGGUAAAGUUGUCUUACGAGAUAAUGACACGAUUAAUAUUUUGAACAAUGCAAAAAGAUUAAAAUUUUUAUUUGACGUUUAAGUGGAUAUGAAAUAUUCCUUCUAUAUUCCAAUAUCUGCUUGCUUUUAGUUAAUUUGAUACAGCAGACAUGUAACCAAUUUGUUUUGAGUGAAUUAUUUUCUACCUAAAAUAACAGUGAUGAUAGCUGCCAAACCAGGUAUAUUGCAAAGGCAAUGACUGUUUAAAAAAACUGACAUUGCAAAUAUUUAUGGGAAACCAUGAUAUUUUAAUACAUGUAUUCAUCUUGUAAAAUGUUCAAACACAUGUUCUCAACAUUUAUUAUUUCUUUAUAGUGAAGAGAUUCAACAACUUUUUUCCUGUUUUGAACAUGUAUAUGGUAGGGAGCAUGAGAACAUAUUUUAUCUAACUAUAACUGCAUUAAAUAACCUUUCCCCAUCCAUCUCUUCCCAGGCUAUGGCAGCCAGUAUUCUACUGUGUGAGAAAUUCUCGACAAUUUAAAGUGCUAGAUAAAUUGUGUUAACACUUUGGAAAGAUUACCCCAAAAUUAUUGCCCAGUAAGAAAUUCUUAAAUCUAUACUUGACUAUAUCUGUUUUAGGUAAGAUUUUUUUAAAAAUUGAUACGGAGUGGUCUACUGAUAGUUUAUAAUGUGAAUGUACUUAAAAAUGAAAAUUUUGUUGACAUUUAUAUUUACUAAAACUGGAUACAGUGAGCUUUCUUUGAAAAUUUUUUUUCUAAGAACCCAAAUCAGCACCAUUGUAAUGCACAAAUAAAAAGACAACAGAACUAAAAUAACAAAACCUUCCUCUCAAACCCUCACUGGCUGAAGUGUGUUUGUCUAGGGCUUGUCCCAUCCCAUAGACGUGUGCUUGGGUUUGAUACCCAGUUCUAACUCUUGUGUAAACAGAGUGGUGAUGACUCAAAUAGUGUGGAUUCCUGCCAUUCACGGGGAAGACCUGAAUUGUGUCCUGGCCCCUGUCCCAGCCACAGCUGUUGGCAUUGGGAGGAAGGAACCAGCAGACUGAGUUCUUGUUUCUUCUAUUUCUGCCCUCAAGUAACAAAAAAUACAUCAUGAAAAAUUUACAUUUCUAAAAGUAACACUGAGUUGUUGCCAACAGACCUGAAUCUACUGAGCACAGCCAUAGCUCUGACCCAUUACAAAACCAAAAUGAGUAGGGAAAAAGACCUCAAAGAGCUGAGAUAUGACAACAAAGUAAUGAUGUCAUCCAGACAGGCCACUUAAAGGGAAGCUUAAUAACUUAAAAGACCAUCGCUGGUCACUAACAGGGAACAAAAGCAAAGCGACCAGUACAAAAAGUACCAGACUUACUAUGAAAACUUGUGUUCAUUUGGAAAGCUGUGAUGUAUGGUUUAAUUUGACCUCA